Suillus paluster is the source of this 1425-nucleotide messenger RNA. RefSeq names its product Vta1 like-domain-containing protein. The transcript is spliced from 4 exons. The coding region runs from base 1 to 1425 and encodes 474 amino acids. The record is from RefSeq and is a predicted model, not a curated record. NCBI's taxonomy places the organism in Eukaryota, Fungi, Basidiomycota, Agaricomycetes, Boletales, Suillaceae. Gene Ontology annotation, biological process: late endosome to vacuole transport via multivesicular body sorting pathway. Gene Ontology annotation, cellular component: multivesicular body.
AUGUCCUUUGGACUACCACCAGUAUCGAUAGGUCUCAAGUCCAUAGCGCCAUACCUCCAACGCGCUGAAGAACUGGUCAAUAAAGAACCAGUUGUGGCAUACUGGUGCGCGUACUAUGCAGCCCAGCUUGGUAUCAAUUUGAAAGCGAAGGAUACUGCAUCGCGCACGCUGCUCCUAAAUCUCCUGAACGCACUUGAGCGCCUGAAAGCUCAGAUUGGCCCUAACGACGCUAUACAUAUCGAGGCUGCAAGUGCAGCAUACGUCGAGAACUUUGCCCUAAGGGUCUUCAGCAUGGCCGACGAUGAAGACCGCGAAGGUCAUGCAACAAGAUCAACUGCGAAAAAAUUUCUCGCUGCAGCAAAUUUCUUCGAGGUCUUGAAAGUGUUUCCAAAGACAGAGAUCUCCGAUGCUAUAGAUGACAAGAUCAAAUAUUCUAAGUGGAAGGCAGCUGAUAUCGCAAAGGCAUAUCGUGAGGGUAGGAAGCCCACACCAGGUCCUGCUGGGUCGCAGUUUGACCUAGAACCCCUCCCUGCUACCUCCGGCGCUUCUGAGCUACCCUCGGGAGCUGAAGAAUCCCAAACCUCCCCUCCAGUGACGAGCCAAUCCCCCAUAUCACCUCAAACUUCGCAUAAGCGGCAGUCUCCGAAGAUGAGUCCCGAUGAUAUCGCUCGUGCCAAUCUCUCCCUUCGUCAUGAUGAUGAUAUGCUGAGCCCUGGCCGGUGGAGUACAACAGCGACUCCAGGAUUCGACCUUGCUCAGGAUAGCAGCAGUGUCAGUUUAGAUCAGGCAAACAACUGGCAUGAAGCCCCUCUCGAGGGCAGAGGGAGUCAACUCCAUCAGGCUUGGGUUAGCACCGACAUGGAGGGUGCAACUAGCGAUGAAGAGCCAGUCCGAGAUCCAGUCCUUAACGAUUCAUCACUCAGUCAGGUUCUAUUCUCUCCAUCUGCUGAUAAGUCCCGGUCGACCCUAUCCUCAUCUCCACCCAAGGAACGGCCUCUUAUAUACACACCGAUAACCAGAGAGCAUGUGCCACCCAUUCCUCCGCAUCCCGCCAUCCCCCCGUCAUCCUCUCCACCGAGAGACUCAAAAUCGCAAGCCCGUGCUCGCGGUCCUUCUGUUUCGUCUCAAGAACGCAUUGAACUUCCACCUGGAUUUGUACCAUCUAGUCCUGCACCUAUGAUCCCUAUCAUUCCUCCUCCACCAAUGGCCACCAUAUUUGUACCUCAUUCCCCUCGCAUGGCGCCAUCGCCUCCAGGUCCCGCUCCAGUCGCUGCCUCUUCGCCACCGAGAGAUUUCGAGCUUACGCCCACCAUCAUUGCCAAAGCGCAGAAGCACUGUCGUUUUGCUAUUUCCUCGCUCGAUUACGAGGAUGCUGAGCAAGCGAGAAAGGAGCUUAAGGCUGCGCUGGCUCUCCUCGGAGAUUGA